AUGAUCCGAGAAGACAUUUUGAAAGCUGGAAGAGGUGCGAACGGUAUGCAUGCCAAGCGAUAUGAAGGCCACCAGCUUUUCACAACUUCCGGUCAUCUGAAGAGAACUUGGAAUAAUUCAAGAGAAAGAUUUGCAGGGACGAUUUAUGUCCAAGAAUCCGAGGAAGUGGAAUAUAAAUCAGAUUACACAAACCUUAUCUUAUAUCGACAAUAUCCACUGUACUUGAGACGAGGGCGAGAUUUAACCAAUAUUCGAAAGCGCAGGCUGUGUUUUGAUGCAGAUAUCAUCACCCAGAGAGAACGGUGUGCGCAGCAGUACAGAAAAACUCUUCAUCUGAAUCCUAAACUUCACACGAACCCUACCAUUUAUCGGAUUGUUUGGAUGCUCGAUCGAAAAGUGGACUUCACCUGUGCUGGCUUCGUCAGUCUCGGUCGCUCUCACGUGGCUACGACGGUGAGUCUGAUCAUCUCUUACGUAGUGAUUGCCCUCCAGUUCCAGGGAGGAAACGUCUUGGAAGAAGGAAGCAGGCGUCUUUAAAAUCUACCUGGAAGCGACCAUCAACUCGUCAGUCAAACUUCAUGGAGGGGGCAUGCGCCUCUUCGUUCAUGAGACAGAGAGAGAGAGAGAGAGGGGGGGGGAAUUUUGAAGCCUAAAAAUGUACUUUCUAUAUAUUAUCCUAAACAAUAAGAAAUUAUAUCCCCUGAAAUGAUUUUGGACAAGAAAUAAUUUACUGGUAAA
Macrobrachium nipponense is the source of this 738-nucleotide messenger RNA. RefSeq lists its product as uncharacterized. The record is from RefSeq and is a predicted model, not a curated record. The coding region runs from base 1 to 537 and encodes 178 amino acids. Lineage: Eukaryota; Metazoa; Arthropoda; Malacostraca; Decapoda; Palaemonidae. The transcript has 6 exons.